This is a messenger RNA of Lycium barbarum (goji berry), 816 nucleotides long. Its product is annotated as F-box/FBD/LRR-repeat protein At1g13570-like. Lineage: Eukaryota; Viridiplantae; Streptophyta; Magnoliopsida; Solanales; Solanaceae. The transcript has 2 exons. Bases 1 to 816 code for a protein of 271 amino acids. Gene Ontology annotation, molecular function: protein binding. The record is from RefSeq and is a predicted model, not a curated record.
AUGACUCCAGAUCGUAAAGGAGCUGUUGCUGUUGAAGGGGAUGCUGAAAAUAGAAUCAGUGCUCUACCGAGAAAUGUUAUACAUGAUAUCCUAAAGCUCGUGCCUGUUCACGACGCAGCAAGAACUAGUAGUUUGUCCAAAAAUUGGAGAUAUAUUUGGGCCAUGCUUCCCAGUUUGGUGCUUGAUAAUCACUUUUGCAAUAAAUUAGCACUAAAAUCUCAAUCUGUCCUCAAAGAAACGUUAGACGAGAUUCUCUUACAACAUCUUGAAGACAUCGUGAAAUUUGUUCUUGAUAUUUCAGGAACAGAUUUGACUUCAUAUGCAGAUAUUGAUAGAUGGAUGCGUUUUGUCACCAGAAAUAAUGUCAAGGAGCUAAUCCUUGGCAUGCCAGAUCCUAGUACUUAUAAACUCCCUUCGCAUGUGUUUAAUUGUCCAACCCUCACAAAUUUGAAACUCUUCAAUUGUAUCGUCAAACCACCAAAUUCUUUUCUUGGCUUUCUGAAUCUUACAACCCUCCGUCUAGAAAAAAUAACUUUUGUCCCAACCAUAAAGUUUUGUGUCAUCAAUGCCCCCCUUCUUGUCAGCUUGGACGUGACGUAUUGUACUGGUACUCAAUACCUCAACAUUGUCGUCUCAUCUGGGUUGAAGCACUUGUCAGUAAGUGAGAGUCACUGUAAUCUUGACCUAAAUCGCUUUACGACCUGCAAAAAGUUGGCACAUUUAUCCCUCGUGGUUGCUAGUCCAAUAUCUGCUGAUGAAAGAUCAACUUAUGAAAAGCUUAUUUUUAGCUUGCCUACACUUCAGAAACUUUUUUGA